AUUUUGUUUCUAAUUUGUCGGCUUUCACUUUCCCCCCUCUUUUUUUAUGCGGGAUUCAUUGGAGUCGAUGUCGGACGAUGGAGAGGGAGUGGGAGGGAUCGCUCAGAAGGGAUUAAAGAAUUCCCCUUUCCCGGCCAAUUUAAGCUUGAUGGAAAGGAUUCACGAGGUUGGGAAAAUGGAGGAGAAAGCCCUCGAUCUUUCGGUAAAUAGUGUUUACAGUGAUUCGCGAAGAGGUACCUGCCACAGAAACCUGCAGCAUUGUUAUUAAUGGAAGCAGGGCAAUUUGGGUGGAGUUCUGGUCUUGAUGACGGAUGGAGGAAAGGUCCAUGGACUCCUCAAGAGGAUAAGCUCCUCAUUGAGCAUGUCGACAUCCAUGGUGAGGGAAGAUGGAACUCUGUCUCGAGGCUUACUGGAUUGAAGAGGAGUGGGAAGAGUUGCAGGCUGAGGUGGGUGAACUACCUGAGGCCUGACCUUAAGAGAGGCAAGAUUACACCUCAUGAGGAGACCAUCAUUCUUGAGUUGCAUGCUAGAUGGGGAAAUAGGUGGUCCACAAUAGCCAGAAGCCUCCCAGGGAGGACAGACAAUGAAAUCAAGAACUACUGGAGAACCCACUUUAAGAAGGCUAAGCCCACAAAGGCAUCUGACCGGGCACAAGCACGUGCACGCUUUCUUCGUCAACAACAACAAGGUCUCCAGCAUAACGACGAUAAUCAGCAGCAGCAGCAUCAGCAUCAACUUCAGCUUCAAGAGGCUGAAAGAGCAAUAAAAGGAAUGAUGCCUCAAGCUCAAGUAGCAGCAAAUAUUGCGCAAGAAAUGCAAGAACUGGCCAUCAUGUUUCCCGCGUUCUCCAUGUUUCAGGCUGCAGAUUGUAGCGCUGGCUCGACCAGCGAAGAGGGCUCUGCCUGGGGGAGCUUAUGGAAUCUUGAUGAUGUAUUCUAGCUGAUGACGGUGGUGAUGAUAAGAAGAAGAAAGAUCUCAUCAUCAUCAUCAUCAUCAUCAUCAUCAUCAUGGUCUCCUUAAAAUUGUGAUUAUUCACUAAUAAGUACAAUGUUUCCCGUAAACUUUCGAGUAUUUUGUUGUGUUUUGGAGGGGAUGAGGAUGCAAGAAAACUUUAAGCAACCUUUGUUGUAUAGUCAUCUCAAAUGGAGCUCUACCCCGUGUACCUCUUUUUAAUCUCUCAAAGUGAUGGGGGUAAAUUUAGUACUAUAAUGGGGAUAAAAAGAAUCCAUUAACUAGAGAUCGACAUCAUGAUUUCAAUAAUACAUAA
Molecule: messenger RNA, 1267 nt
Organism: Asparagus officinalis (garden asparagus)
Lineage: Eukaryota; Viridiplantae; Streptophyta; Magnoliopsida; Asparagales; Asparagaceae
Product: myb-related protein 305-like
Exons: 5
Coding region: 268-939 (223 amino acids)
Biological process (GO): regulation of DNA-templated transcription
Cellular component (GO): nucleus
Molecular function (GO): DNA-binding transcription factor activity; sequence-specific DNA binding
Source: RefSeq, a predicted model, not a curated record